Molecule: messenger RNA, 2787 nt
Organism: Bursaphelenchus xylophilus (pine wood nematode)
Lineage: Eukaryota; Metazoa; Nematoda; Chromadorea; Rhabditida; Aphelenchoididae
Source: the annotation of a GenBank genome assembly
AUGUCUAUCCCUUAUUCUAAACUAAGAGGUAUGUUGAGACACUAUAAUCCGGACAGAUUUCUUAAGAUAACCCCAAAUUUGGGCCUAUUAAAGGAACGAUACCUCCGAGGACAGUGAUUGUAAUCGACAGAUCGGAAGCUAAACGACAAGGUAAGAAUGAUCAGAUUAUCAUUCUGUCGAGAAAAUAAUAAGCACAAUGUCGCUUCGCCGAUGCCAAAGUGGAAAGCAAUUUGUUUUCCCGCGACACAAUUCAUUUUUCAUGGCGGUGAUGCGAUUUUCUAUGCGACAGACUACUCACUAUUUUCCCGACAGACCGAUAGAAUAAUUACAAUAAGAGUGUACUUUAGAAUGGAAAUCCUUGAUCUUUUUCGUCAUCAUGCUUUCUGUGAUCGGUCUAAUUCUAUUUUCUACCGCUUUUUUCGCUAAAGCCAAAUAUGGAUUUGAUAGUGCUGAUAAGGAAAUGGACAAGUUUCUUCAUAUAUUUGAUCCCCCUAACGCCCCCCAAGAAGAUGAGAUUCUUCUGCCUUUACCUAAGAGAUUCCCCAUGACAAUAGAACCCUCCAGAUGUAAUCUGGAUCAGUCUUGUGGCAAUCAAAAAGAUAUUUUCACUGAAACACAAGAGAAAAUUGAUUAUGAAUUUGGAAAGUGGCUGUUAAAUCAUCAUGAUUAUAAUGGUAUGCUGCAGAAACAGAUGAAUACCUGUUUAAUCGACUAUCAGAGCCCAUACAGAGAUCUUUCUCUACCGUUUGAGAGGUGUUUUGAACGAAAAAUGCAUCAAGUUAAAGAGAAAAUCGCAGAUGUUAACAACGCCGGCCCAAUUAGUUCUGCAUUGAAGGUGCACUUUGGAAUCGACCAUUUGAUUAAGGUUUGUUAACCCUCUUGAUUACAAUUGUUUAGGCAACUGUUGAGCCCAAUUACAUUGCCCCCAGCGGUAAUCUAAAAUACAUCAUCUACAUUGAUCAGGCAAUUCCUGAAGCCCCAGUCAGAUAUGUAGCUCCAAGGAAUUCUAUGCCAAGCGUUUCUAAACUUAUUCGUUUAAAUCUCCCCAGAAUAAGGUCUUAUAAAUCGGAUUCAGAAGAUUCCUCGAAAUGGAAGAGCUUUACAAUUGAAGAGGCCGACCAAAGAUGGACAUUCCUCUCAUUUCAAGACUAUUUCGAAGGUCUGGGAGUAGACACAAAGGAUCUGGUUUUCGUUGUAAAAACUCCAGAGUACUUAGAUAAACUGAGCAAACUGUUCGAAUUAGUGCAGACCCGUCAAGACAACGAUGCUUUACACAUAGCAUUAGCAGUAGGUCAUAACAGGCGGUUUAAAAAUAAGUAUUCUAGUCAUACACCCUUAACUUCGAGUGCGAAAAAUACCUUGGACAAGGUAGGAUCGAGAGAGAGCUCGAGGAGAAAUACGGUAUCGGAGUCGGCCACACCGAUGAUACAGUAAGUAUUACAGGUACUAAUGCAGCAUUCUGUAGGAAACAGAAGCGAUUCGAUUCUGUGGAAAUUCGAUGAGAGAAACUCUGGGGAAAUAUUCUUCUGCAAUCUUUGAUGACUUGUUUCGGAAUUCUAAAAAGAAAAUUGACAUGAUCGACACGAUGGUGGAGAAGAUACUCAGGCAAAUGAAGAACAUCGUACACAAAUCUACAAAUUCGGAGGCCACGAAAUCAAGGAUGAUCCAAAAACUAAAUUCAUUGGAAUGGGACUUCAGUUCUACAAAUACUGAGGAUCUGGGAAGACUUCUAAACGGAUUUAGACAUGACCAAGACUCACAUUUCGUCGAAUUCAUAGAAAAAAUCAAGGGGUAAAUCAAAGUUAUCUAAGACACAUGUUUAGUUUGCGAUUUAACGAAACACUCAAACAGUUAAAAAUGCAAAGGAUCCCCAAGCCAUCCUCGACCUUUCAACCCAUCGAUUCCUCUGAUCUCAGCCAUCUGAAAUACAGUAGAACCGGAAAUUGGAUGAAUAUUCCCUCUGCCUCACAGAUCCUUCCCAUUUUUACCAAAUUUGGUGUCCCGGUAAGCUUAGUCAUUAUGGAAAUAAUAUUCUUCAGAACGCUGAUUUCUACGCCCAACUGGGGUGGAAGAUCGCUUCGGAAAUGGCAAAGGCCAUAGAUAAUGCUGGUCUGAGAUUUGACGAUUGGGGAGUUUACAAGAUCGAGGACGAAUACGAGGAUAUAAAUGCAUGGGAAGGUAGGCUGAACUAUUAUUGUAAGACUACUCAACAGACUUGACAUCUGUCCUUCCGAAAAGGAGUAAUGAGGAGACUCGGACUACCACCAAUGAAAUCAUUGGCUUAAAGGUCGCUUUUGAUGUAUAUCAGCAAGAACUCAGCCGCCUGAAAACCCUCACUAACUUCGAUGACAUGACCAAGAUGGCUUCAAGACAAUUUUUGUCUUCGGCAAUGCGAAACCCUUGCGGACUUAGACCGAAAGAAUCGCGAAAGGUAAUCCAACAUGGAAAAAGUUGGGGAAAAGACAAUUGGGGAAACCGAAAAAAAAUUUUUCCUGCAUAAGUGUCGAAAGUAGGGUAAUCGAUGGGGUAGAUUUCAAAAAUCAUCUUCAUUUUUUCUGAUUGUUACUUUUUUAAAGAGUACAGGGUGGGCCACUGGAAACUUCCUACCUUGUUUUGCGUAUUUGUCCGCCGAUAUUGCUGAUUUUUGUUCAGAUAUUUUAGGCCACACUGUAGACAUAACAUGUAAAAUUACAGUUCACACUGAUGACUUUCAUUAAUGCGCUGAACAGAAGAGCAGAGAAAUGUCCAGACACAUCAGAGUUCGUUCAUGUUGGCAUUGGAUUUUAG